Molecule: messenger RNA, 2131 nt
Organism: Ahaetulla prasina
Lineage: Eukaryota; Metazoa; Chordata; Lepidosauria; Squamata; Colubridae
Product: calpain small subunit 1-like
Exons: 3
Coding region: 131-1096 (321 amino acids)
Molecular function (GO): calcium ion binding
Source: RefSeq, a predicted model, not a curated record
CUGCGAUUUCCUUUGGCAGCGGAAUCCGUUCUUGCAGAACACGCCCAGCUCUGCUCUCUUCAGACACACACACAAACACACACUCACUCGGAGCUUCUGAAGGACGCAGCAGGUUCUGGGACUCUCCACCAUGUUCCUUGCUCAAGCUUUGCUAGAUGCUGCCACCGGUGGUGGCGGCGGCGGCGGAGGUGGCAGAGGCGGCGGUGGUGGUGCUGGAGCCUUCCUGAAGAAUUUGGCAGGAGGAGGAGGUGCCUUCCUGAAGAACUUGACAGGAGGAGGAGGAGGUGGUGGCGGUGCUGGAGCCUUCCUGAAGAACUUGACAGGAGGAGGAGGAGGAGGUGGUGGUACUGGAGGUGCCCUUAUACAAGGCCUUGGUGGACUCCUAUCAGGAGGAGGAGGAGGAGGAGGCAGUGGUGGUGGAGGAGGAGGAACAAGUGGCGGUGGCGGGAAAGCCGUCAAUGUUAUGGGUCUUCUCGGAGGUCUUGUCAACAUCAUCAGUGAAGCUGCAGCCCAGUACAAACCAGAGCCCCCGCCAGCUCCCCGCAGCCAUUUUGCCAACGUGGAAGCCAAUGAAAGUGAGGAACUGCGCCAGUUCCGACGGCUCUUCGCCCAACUGGCGGGCGACGACAUGGAAGUGUGCGCCACCGAGCUGAUGAACAUCCUCAACAAGGUGAUGGCCCGCCAUCAGGACCUGCAAUCCGAGAACUUUAGCCUGGACACUUGCCGAAGCAUGGUGGCCGUCAUGGACAGUGAUGCCACCGGCAAGCUGGACUUCUACCAGUUCAGGUACCUUUGGAACAACAUCAAGAAGUGGCAGUGCUCCUUCAAAGAGUAUGUCGGCCCGGCAGGAAGAAUCGAGAUGAGGAAUCUGCCGGCAGCUUUCAAGGCCGCCGGAUUUAACCUCCACGAGCAGCUCUACGCCCUGAUGAUCCGCCGCUACGCCGACGAAGACGGCAGCAUGGAUUUCAACAACUUCAUCAGCUGCUUGGUCCGUCUGGAUGGAAUGUUCCGGGCCUUCAAAUCCUUGGACCGACGUGGGGAUGGAAAAGUCCAGAUGAACAUUGAAGAGUGGUUGCAGCUCACCAUGUACUCUUAAAACAAGCAAGGGAUGGAAAGCUGUGGUUUGCUCCACCUUGGACCAUACCAUUUAUGGGGGGGGGGUUGAGGGAGGAGGGCUAGAUGUAAAAUUCCUUCUUCCAAGAUUCCUUGAAUUAAACCUUCCUGUUUACAGUGAGUGCCUUUUAACUGAUGGCACUUCUGGGUUACUGAGAUUAGCCAAUGCAUGCAUUUUUUUAAAAGAACAUUUGCUUAUUGCUUAUGUUUUGGUUUGCUGUUCAUGGCCGUGCCUGAAUUCUGCAAUAAUAUUAAGAUUGCAAGCUCAUGUUAGCCAUGUUGGAAGUGCGUGGGAACCUGUGGGUUAUUUCAUGGGCAACUAGGAGGGAAAACCCAGUAUUUUGUUGCUAAAUAAAAGAUAGCCUACUCCUCUCCUUAGGUUAACGCCUACGUUGUGCAAAACGAAGCAAACGGUUGUUAUCGUUAUUCCAAAUGUUCUCUCUCUCUGCUUUAGGAGAAUGAAUUUUGAUCUCCUUUCCUUAUUUCGUUUCCAAUAUUGUUCUUAUCUUCUUCCCCUAAAUUGAUAAUUCGGGGAUUCUUCUAAGCCUUGAAUAGUCCCUGGUCAGGUUUAGGUAGUUCUUCUUGUGCUUUUCAAAAAUAUGACUGACUUUAAUUUACAGAUGUCUCUCUUGUGGAACAUAACCUGGGAUCUCCGUUAUGCCCGGAGCUCUGUUGUCCUCUAACCAUGGAUGGGCACUCGGGCAUCCUAAACUCAUUUUUGAAAGAAUAAUAUUAGCCGCUCUCAACCUGUUGCCCUCUAUGUGCCAUAUAUCUGUGUUUUCAUGGUGGUCAUUAAUGGUCAUUUGGGGUGAUGGACAUAGCACUGUGGGAGAUUUGGAAAACGACACAUUGUGUAAACGCAACCUGCAGCUUCUGGAUUAGCCACGUUCUCUGUUGCUUUGCUGAGCGCUGGUUUGUCAAAGGAAGGAAUCAUGGCAAAAAAAUAGAUCUAGUCCUUUGAAAAGGACUCUCCAUUGUAAAGAAGAGAAAAUAAACUUGGAUUAUAACAAAAGGAGAA